AAGUGGAACCGUUCUGUUUUCAUUUUUUCGCUUGUGUUCUUCCCCCGUUUGUUUGGUUUUUCGUCAAUUCCUCCCUGUUUUGUGGAAAUUGCUGUAAUUUUCUCUCCAAAAUCAACGACAUUUGACAGCCCAUUCACAUUCCCACCCUGUGAUUUUGGAGUCGACAAGGGGAGCACACACGACGGAAACAUCAACAGAGAGGAGAAAUUGUUUUGCAAGGACGUUUGAUACCUUUGAGGACUGAAGAGAUGUCACAGAGCCAAAACGCAAACGUUAUUGGGAUCCACUACAAGGUUGGGAAGAAGAUUGGGGAGGGCUCCUUUGGUAUUAUCUUUGAGGGUGUGAACUUGUUGAACAACCAGCAAGUUGCCAUCAAAUUCGAGCCGAGAAGAAGCGAGACGCCUCAGUUGAGAGACGAGUAUAGGGCUUACAGGAUAUUGGCUGGCACAUAUGGAAUCCCCAGAGCCUACUACUUUGGUCAGGAGGGACUGCACAACAUAUUGGUUAUCGACCUUCUCGGGCCUUCGUUGGAGGAUCUCUUUGACUGGUGCGGACGGAAAUUCAGCGUCAAAACAGUGGCACAGGUUGCCAAACAGAUGAUCACCAGAGUCCAGGCGAUACACGACAAGGAUCUAAUCUUUAGAGAUAUCAAGCCGGAUAACUUUUUAAUUGGAAGACCGAACACACCAACGGCGAACACGGUGCACAUUGUGGACUUCGGAAUGGCCAAAUAUUAUAGAGAUCCAAAGACCAAGCAGCAUAUUCCAUAUAGAGAACGUAAAUCGCUGAGUGGAACUGCAAGAUACAUGUCUAUCAAUACACAUUUGGGCAGAGAACAGUCGAGAAGGGACGAUUUGGAGAGCUUGGGUCAUGUUUUCCUGUAUUUCUUGAGAGGUGCAUUGCCGUGGCAAGGUCUAAAGGCUCCAACUAACAAGCAGAAGUAUGAGAAGAUUGGCCAGAAGAAGAAAUCGACCCCAAUCGCCGAGCUCUGUGAAGAAUUCCCUCCACAGUUUGGCGAGUACUUGACCUAUGUCAGAAACUUGAAAUUUGAAGAAGAUCCAGAUUAUGAUUACUUGAGAUCCCUUAUGGAUGCUGCAUUGGAGUCUAUUCAUGAAACUGAAGAUGGAUAUUACGACUGGAUGGCACUAAAUGGAGGCAAAGGCUGGGACUCACAGAUUAAUAAGAAACCAAAUCUACAUGGUUACGGGAACCCAACUCCAAGAAAUACACAACAGAAUUUCCCAUUGAGUGGUCAACAGCAACAACAGCAGCAGCAACAGCUGUCCUCACAGACCAAGCAAAAGGUCCAUUCCUUGAAUAACUCAAGAUCAAAGAUUCCAAAACUUGCACAGGGAAACUACUUGAUGAAUUCAUCGCAGUAUGCAAUAAACUCAAACAAAGUUAGUGAUCCUCAGCAAAACCUGAUUGGAGAUCAAAACGAUCUGAGAUCUGAAACAUCCUCGAAAAAGGGAUUCUUUGCCAAAUACUGCUGCUGUUCCUGAAGUGUAAUAUUAAAAGAAGGGCAUGUUUAAUCAUAAUUUACUUGUAUUCUGAAAGAAAGUCAUACAAAAUCACAACACUAAGAAGAGAAGAAAAAAUGAAAAAAAAAAUACAGAAACAAAAGACCGUC
Messenger RNA from Williopsis jadinii, 1630 nucleotides. Its product is annotated as casein kinase I homolog. Bases 249 to 1502 code for a protein of 417 amino acids. NCBI's taxonomy places the organism in Eukaryota, Fungi, Ascomycota, Saccharomycetes, Phaffomycetales, Wickerhamomycetaceae. The transcript has a single exon. Gene Ontology annotation, molecular function: ATP binding; protein serine/threonine kinase activity. The record is from RefSeq and is a predicted model, not a curated record. Gene Ontology annotation, cellular component: nucleus; cytoplasm. Gene Ontology annotation, biological process: endocytosis; signal transduction; peptidyl-serine phosphorylation.